CCUCUGUAGUGGCAACACCGCCCCAAGUCGCCGUUGCCGUGGCGACAGCGUCGGGCACAGAGAGACGCCGUUGCUUUGGCGACAGCGUCUCGCAGAGAGACGCCGUUGCCGUGGCGACAGGGUCGCGCGCGCACACAGAGAGAGAGAGACGCUCUGCUGUGGUGCCGCAUGGCGGAGCUGGGAUUCUCCUCGGUCGACAUCGCGGCUCUCGCCGGCCUCCUGGCUGCUGGGCCCGGCUCCCGGCAGGACGACGACGACGACGAAGGAGAAGAGCGUGUGUCAUCACUCAAUCGUCUGGGUCCAGGGGACAUUGGACCAGCAAAGAAGGAGCCCAAAACCAGUGCCACUGUUAAGCCAAACAGCUCAAAGGACAUCUGGGAUGAGGACGAGGUUCCAAUUGGGCCUCAGUACGAUGACACUCCUGACCACCGGCUACAGCCCGAAUAUGAAGUGCUGUUCAAGCAGAAGGUUGGGACAGAGGACAUUUUCCUGGGGAUGGGAAGAAAGGACUCCUCCUCAGCCUGCUGUGAAGACAUGCUGAUCAAGGUGAAGCUUCCAGGCUCAAGAUCAGCUGACAUUACGGUGGACGUUCAUGAUACGUUCCUGGAUGUGAGGACAGAUACAUACAAACUGGGGCUGCACCUUCCGCACGCGGUGCACAGCAAGGAGGGCCACGCGCGCUUCGUGAGCGACACGCAGACCCUGGAGCUCACCCUGCCCAUGCGCCGCGAGUUUGAUUUCAUCAACUUCUCAUGAGAACCCAGUGUUCACAUGCGGGGCAGGGAAGGAGUGGGUAAAGGACCCUCAUUCCAUUAUGCCGAGCGUCACCUAUGCCCAAGUUUUGUUGAUUUUGUAAUUUUUUUCCAAGACAACUUGUUGUUUGUCUGUGCAUCUGUUUAGACAAAAACGAGAACUUGUAAACCGAUUGCUACAAAGUCAAUGCUGUACACGUCUAGCCCUUUGUUUUCAAUCGACAGCUGGAUGAAGGCCUCCCCACGUGGUGCAGGUCGUGGGGGUUACUUGACCGCGAUUCGCCAUGCUGGUCAGUGCCCGUUGGUGAAUGCGAGGGGCAUUUUUGCUGCACUGCCCUAUGGUGACAGUGCAAUCUCAGAGCAGCCUAUGACACCGGUGUCAUGCUCGGUGGUCGCCCAUCCAAGCAUUAUCCAGGCUCAACCCUGCUUAGCUUUCGGCUCUUGAUGAGAUCGGGUGCAUUCCGCGUGAUUUGGUGAUUUAAAAAAAAGACACGAUAUCUUUUGCAAAAGAUUUGCAAUGAAAUGCUCUCAAACGAUCUUUUUCUCAAAGUUAACGUUACGUUGCGUAACACUGCAGUCGGUGCGUUGCGUAUUAGGGCGCAUGCCCCCUGGUUGUUAUUGUGCAUACCCAACGUGUUCAUCCAUUUGUCGGAAUAUUUGCAUAUUUGCAUGUGCACAUUUUGUGAGGCUUGCCAUCCUGUUUUAUAUUGAGCCGCCGGCUCUUUGCUUCGUCACGUGGAAGCCGAUUUCAGUUCAUGGUAUAGCUUUUGUCAAGGCCUCUGACAUAAUCUCACUGUGGAAAACACCACCAAUUGAGCUGUUGGUUUGCUUAUGCGUGUGCACAUAAAAGCAAUUGUGUGUUAUGUUAAAACCCGCAUUGGCUCAUGUUGUAAUAAGUAAAACGUGUUUUUAUUUCACUGUUGGCAUUGUACAUCAUUUUACAUCCAAGUUGUCAAAAAGCGUAUGAAAAUAUGGUUAACGCUCGAUUAUCUGUGGGUGCGAAUUGUCGAUGCUUUCGGAAAAUAAAAUAUCUUGACUGAGAUGCUGGUUUUACUUAUUAGGGGCUCCUCCACACUCGUAGAUGGUCUGUGCAAGCAAGCCGAUUCAUAAGCAGUGGCAACUGAUCGCAUUUUACACAUCUUGACUCUCAUUCCACACAAGUAAACCAUACAUAUGUUGUACCCCCUA
This is a messenger RNA of Petromyzon marinus (sea lamprey), 1940 nucleotides long. RefSeq names its product dynein axonemal assembly factor 6 (gene DNAAF6). Gene Ontology annotation, biological process: axonemal dynein complex assembly; flagellated sperm motility. Lineage: Eukaryota; Metazoa; Chordata; Hyperoartia; Petromyzontiformes; Petromyzontidae. Gene Ontology annotation, molecular function: protein-folding chaperone binding; dynein intermediate chain binding. Gene Ontology annotation, cellular component: cytoplasm. The record is from RefSeq and is a predicted model, not a curated record.